Leucoraja erinaceus (little skate) is the source of this 1202-nucleotide messenger RNA. It is a transcript of the gene lrrc51, whose product is annotated as leucine rich repeat containing 51. Lineage: Eukaryota; Metazoa; Chordata; Chondrichthyes; Rajiformes; Rajidae. The transcript is spliced from 5 exons. The coding region runs from base 369 to 1046 and encodes 225 amino acids. The record is from RefSeq and is a predicted model, not a curated record.
GGGUAUGGAGAGAAGGCAGGUACGGGAUACUGAGUUGGAUGAUCAGCCAUGAUCAUAUUGAAUGGCGGUGCAGGCUCGAAGGGCCGAAUGGCCUACUCCUGCACCUAAUUUCUAUGUUUCUAUGUUUCUAUAUCAUAUGACGUCAUUGCAAGCAAAGAUCUUAGAGCUAUAAUCUUUGAUUGCAAGGAGCAGGGUUGGGACGCGAUGACGCCACCCCCGUGCGCCGUGACGUUCCGACCGUUCGUGACGAUGCUAUUGUCGUACACUAUGACGUACCCACCGUACAAGGUGACGUCUCCGCCCGCGCGCGGUGACGUCUCCACCCGUGCGCGAUGACGCCAGAGGCGUGAUGCGCCGGCGGGAGCGGGAUGGAGCCGCGGAAGGGAAGCACCGAUAGCGUCCGUCGAUUGUCCACCUUCGACCAAUCGAUCGCCGAGUCAUCAGUAUCGGCGGCCCCCCAGCCGCGGUUUGCGAACACAAAGGAGUAUGACUCUAUCUUGUAUGGCCCAGUUGUGGAUUAUUCCUUCAGACGUUUGGAUUCUGUAAAUGCAGAUGCCAUUAAGCUGACGCCCCGGGCGGGCGUGAAACCCAACGAGUUCACGGAGGAUCGGAAGAUGAAGAGCUGCUCACUGCGGCUGAGCCACAACCGACUGAACGACCUGAGCGGUCUGAAGCAGCUGAUCGACACGUUGCUGGUGGAACCACGCCGUCUCUUCUGGAUCGACCUCUCCUUCAACAACUUUUACCUCAUCGACCCUGUGCUGAUUAUGUGCAUCCACCUGCAAGUUCUGAACAUGCACGGGAACCAGGUGGCCAAGUUGUACGAGGUGGACAAGCUGGCGGUCCUGACGCACCUGCGGAGCCUGACUCUGCACGGCAACCCUGUGGAGCUGCUCAAAGGAUACAGGAGCUACAUAGUGGGGGUGAUCCCACAGUUGAAGUCGCUGGACUACAGCACGAUCACCAAGCAAGACCGCUCCACCGCUGCCGUCAUGAAGUCGUUCACCAGGCACAAGCGGCCGGCGCGGAGACGCUACGACGAGUAGCUCCCCACCCGAGGAGUGCCGCCCGCCCGCCCCGCCGUGUUCCGCCCCACCGUGGCCGGUUCCCAGGCCGAGAGAGAGCAGGGAAGGGCCCGACUCUUUACUGCACGUUGACCCCGCCUGAAUUUCAAUAAAAAAAGUCACGAUGAUUGGUAUUAU